Molecule: messenger RNA, 1744 nt
Organism: Eubalaena glacialis (North Atlantic right whale)
Lineage: Eukaryota; Metazoa; Chordata; Mammalia; Artiodactyla; Balaenidae
Gene: IDO2
Product: indoleamine 2,3-dioxygenase 2
Exons: 10
Coding region: 158-1381 (407 amino acids)
Biological process (GO): 'de novo' NAD+ biosynthetic process from L-tryptophan
Cellular component (GO): cytoplasm
Molecular function (GO): heme binding; indoleamine 2,3-dioxygenase activity; metal ion binding
Source: RefSeq, a predicted model, not a curated record
ACCUUAGAGCAAGGUUCUCCCCUGUUCCCGAGACAACUGUACAGCUAACUGCGAGGAAGAGAUGCUGUUUUGAAGCUCCCUUACCCUGGGUCUUUGAUGUAUUUGGAGCAGUUGUCUCUUCAGCAGCAGCCUCUGUGCAGAUACUUCAAACAAAAUUAUGGAGCCUCAAAGUCAGAAUUUGAAGACAGCACCACCUUUGACUUUAGGAAGAUUUCAUAUUUCUGAAGAUUAUGGCUUUCUUCUUCCACAUCCUCUGAAAGAACUCCCUGAUCACUAUAGACCUUGGAUGGAAAUUGCCAACCGACUUCCUCACUUGAUUGGGAGUCACCAGCUUCGAGCUCAAGUGAACGAGAUGCCCCUCUUGAACUGUCAGCUCCUCACGAGUUACCGGGAACAGCGGCUGGCACACCUGGUCCUAACCUUUAUUACCAUGGGAUAUGUCUGGCAGGAUGGAGAGGCACAGCCCAAAGAGGUUCUGCCGAGAACACUUGCCCUUCCCUUGGUCGAGGUCUCCAGGAACUUGGGGCUCCCUCCUAUCCUGCUUCACUCGGACUUGGUUCUGGCCAACUGGGCUAUUAGGAACCCGGGAAGACCCCUGGAAAUCAGGAACUUGGACCCCAUUUUCUUAUUCCCUGGGGGAGAAAGCCUCCGUGGUUUUAUACUCGUGACUGUUUUGGUGGAGAAAGCAGCUGUACCCGGGAUUAAGGCCCUUGUUCAGGCUGUGAAUGCCAUCUUGCUGCCCAGCCCAGACUCCCUGCUCCAAGCCCUGCAGCGACUGAGGCUCUCCAUUCAGGACAUCACCAGAGCCUUGAGACAAAUGCAUGAUUAUGUAGAUCCAGACAUAUUUUACUCAGUCAUCCGGAUCUUCUUCUCUGGCUGGAAGGAUAACCCAGCAAUGCCUGCGGGGUUGUUAUAUGAAGGCGUCUCCAAAGAGCCCCUGAAUUACUCCGGCGCGAGCGCCGCUCAGAGCUCAGUGCUGCAUGCCUUUGAUGAAUUCUUGGGUGUUCGUCACAGCAAGGAGAGUGCUGAUUUUCUGCACAGAAUGAGGGAUUACAUGCCUCCUUCCCAUAGGGCCUUCAUAGAAGAAAUUCACUCCGCUCCUUCCCUGAGGGACCACAUCCUGUCCUCUGGAAACAGCCAGCUUCUGACAGCCCAUAACCAGUGCGUGGAGGCCCUGGCAGCCCUGCGCAGCUAUCACCUCGCCUUGGUGACCAAGUACCUCAUCACGGCCGCACCCAAAGCAAAGGGCAGGAGGAUGAGUCAUCUCCCGGGGCCGCCUCAGGCCUUAGAAGAGAGGGGCACAGGCGGAACGGCAGUCGUGAGAUUCCUGAAGAGUGUCAGGGAUAAGACCUUAGAGGCAAUCCUCCACCAAAGUGGCUAAGAGACUGCCCUUCUCCCCAGCAAUGCAAACCACCCAGGUCUCUCCUUAUCCUCCUUUCACUGGACAGCAGGUGGGCCUGGAGAAUGAGGACCGGGAAUAAUCUGGAAUAGUCUGGAAUAAUCUGAAAGGGACCUCAGACCUGUUCAUGUUCUCGCUCCACAGAACACCAUCUUUUCCUAUGUUGAGAGAAUUUUCAUGACCAGGAACUUGUCUUUCCCUCCCUGAUCACUGGUUAAUAGCAAACAGCUCUGGAUAGCCCCCUCAUUCAGAACCCCACAGAGGAGCGAGUGUACCCCUAUUCUGUUUGUCAAGUGAUAGAAAACCAACAUAAUUUCACAAAUCAAAUAAAAUUGCUUGUGGACA